AUGGUUCCAAAGAUUCAUACACUUGAUCUUUCUGAUAACUCUUUUAGUGGCGAAAUCCCUUCAUCUCUUACUUACCCACAUGAAGAACCUUCAAUACCUCUUUCAUUUCUGCUAUCUCCAAGAUGGAAACGCAGCAGGUGGGGAGAUCCAGUUCCAGACCGAAGUAGAGAUGAUCAGUUUAGCGUGCACAGAAAUCUUCUCAAACUUGACGGUUUUUGCAUGACAACAACAGAGAGGCUUCUUGUCUAUCCUUUCAUGUCAAACGGGAGAAAACCUUCAUUGGAUUGGGGAACACGAAAGAGGAUCGCUAUAGGAGCUGCAAGGGGAUUAUUGUAUCUACACGAGCAAUGCGAUCUAAAGAUCAUCCAUAGGGAUGUGAAGGCAACCAACAUACUGCUUGAUGAUUGCUGUGAGGUUGUUGUAGGAGAUUUUGGGUUGGCUAAGCUUUUGGAUCAUCGCGAUUCCCAUGUCAUGACAUCGUCUUUAGAGAAAACAGAUGUUUUCGGGUUUGGAAUUCUCCUUCUUGAACUUAUCACUAGCCAAAGAGCUUUAGACUUUGGAAAAGCUGUAAACCAGAAAGGAGUCCUGCUUGAUUGGAAAAUUCACCUGGAAAAGAAACUAGAUAUGUUGGUUGAUAAGGACUUGAAAACUAACUAUGAUAGAAUCGAGCUUGAGGAAAUGGUCCAAGUGACUCUACUGUGUACUCAAUAUGUUCCAAUCCACAGGCCUAAAAUGUCGGAGGUGGUUAGGAUGCUGGAAGGAGAUGGGCUAGCCGAGAAGUGGGAAGCAUCUCAAAGAAAAGCAGAUGGUGGUAGUAUUAGAUGUAGAAGGAAUGAAUUUUCAUCUUCAGAAAGAUACUCUGAUCUUACGGAUGAUUCUUCGUUGCUCAUUCAGGCAAUGGAGCUUUCUGGACCGAGGUAA
Messenger RNA from Impatiens glandulifera, 921 nucleotides. Its product is annotated as protein NSP-INTERACTING KINASE 2-like. Lineage: Eukaryota; Viridiplantae; Streptophyta; Magnoliopsida; Ericales; Balsaminaceae. Gene Ontology annotation, biological process: protein phosphorylation. Gene Ontology annotation, molecular function: protein kinase activity; ATP binding. The record is from RefSeq and is a predicted model, not a curated record. The transcript is spliced from 6 exons. The coding region runs from base 1 to 921 and encodes 306 amino acids.